This is a messenger RNA of Helianthus annuus (common sunflower), 720 nucleotides long. RefSeq names its product zinc finger protein ZAT11. The coding region runs from base 119 to 628 and encodes 169 amino acids. Lineage: Eukaryota; Viridiplantae; Streptophyta; Magnoliopsida; Asterales; Asteraceae. The record is from RefSeq and is a predicted model, not a curated record. Gene Ontology annotation, biological process: response to chitin. The transcript has a single exon.
CUUAUUUCAUUCGAAUUCACUUUCACUUGAUACAAAACUACACCUUUUGUUUCCACACAAGAAAGCUUCUACCCUUGAGGUUUAUCUUUGAAUUCAAUACCCGAAAUACUUUUGAGAAAUGAUGUAUCUACACGUGAUGAAGAGAUCAAGAGAUGCUGAGCUAGACAUGACCAUAACCAACAUGGCUAACUGCUUGAUGCUACUUUCAAGGGGCCCAUCUAUCAAUGAAUCAUAUGACAACACGCCCAGUCGAGUCUUUGAGUGUAAAACAUGUAACCGACAAUUCCCAUCUUUCCAAGCCCUAGGUGGCCAUAGGGCUAGCCACAAGAAGCCGCGGCUUAAUCCUGAUGGUGACUUAAGUCAUGGCACCAACUUGGUGCCUAUGAAGCCUAAGUCACAUGAGUGCUCAAUAUGUGGGCUAGAGUUUUCCAUAGGGCAAGCUUUAGGCGGACACAUGCGAAGACAUAGGGCGAUGACAACAAAUGUGAACUCAUCUUUUGUACCGGUGGCUUCGUCUACUCCUGUAGUGAAAAAGGUGAACCAUCGAAGGGUUUUCAGCUUGGAUUUAAACUUAACACCUUCGGAGAACGAUUUAGAGUUUCGGUUGGGAAUUGAAUUAUGUUUAUGAAGCGAUUUUGACGUAAUUAUUAUCACUAAAUCAUACUUUACUCCUUCAUUUUUCUUUUUUCUAUAUAUGUAAAUUAAAUACAGAUUUUUACA